AGUCCUCUUUCCCCACUUUCUCGCAUCUCUUUUUUGACCUUUUGCAUCUGCUUUUCAGUGAGUGCAUAGUGCGUCUCCUCUCCUCUAAGACUUGUAUAGAAAGACGGAAAUAAAGAAAGAAAGAAAGAAAGAAAAAGUGCAGUAUCGGAAAAAGAAAGUUUAGUGGGCAAGAACAAGAGAUGGGUGGCUCUGGGUCUGGAAAUUUUCUCCAAGUUGUGGCAAAAAACUUCGAUGUUCUUGCUCUACCUCUAGUCACUCUUGUUUACCCCUUAUAUGCUUCAAUUAAGGCUAUAGAGUCGAAAUCUCGCACAGAUGACCAGCAAUGGCUAACCUAUUGGGUUCUGUAUUCCAUGAUGACCAUAUUCGAGCUAACAUUUUCCAAAAUCCUGGAAUGUAUCCCAAUCUGGCCUUACGCCAAGCUGAUAGUCACCUGUUGGUUGGUUCUGCCACACUUCAAUGGAGCAGCACAUGUUUAUCAGCACUUCAUCAGACCAGUCUACAUGAACCCACAAGCUGCUCAAAGAAUCUGGUAUGUCCCUCGGAAGAAGGACAUUUUCAGUAAGCCAGAUGACAUUUUAACUGCUGCUGAGAAAUAUAUGGAAGAGAAUGGAACUGAGGCUUUUGAGAGGCUUAUAACCAAGGCUGAUAGAGAGGAAAGAGCCAGGAGGAGCGGCAAUUACAUGAUCUUUGAUGAUGAUUAUAUAUAUUGAACUUCAGUAUCUUUGGGAAAGAUCAUCAUCCUUGUUCUUGUGUGAGGUUUUAUGCGUGAAAUGAAGCUGUAGCACGCAGGGUAUUGGAGAUUUUCUCAGCUUUUUGCACUCUUAUUUCUUCUGCGUGCAACUUCCAGCUAACUAAUAUAAGGAGUACCCAUCCUUUCUUAGUUCUUUUCCAAAUCAUGAACUUGUGAAUCUUGUUCAAGUAAUGCAGCUUGGCAUCUACUAAGAAACGCUUGUAUUUUGUAUUUGAUGUGUGAACUAUAAUGGGCUUGUAUUUUGAUCA
Hevea brasiliensis (rubber tree) is the source of this 999-nucleotide messenger RNA. RefSeq names its product HVA22-like protein c. Lineage: Eukaryota; Viridiplantae; Streptophyta; Magnoliopsida; Malpighiales; Euphorbiaceae. The record is from RefSeq and is a predicted model, not a curated record. The transcript has 5 exons. The coding region runs from base 180 to 710 and encodes 176 amino acids.